This is a messenger RNA of Phaedon cochleariae (mustard beetle), 1009 nucleotides long. Lineage: Eukaryota; Metazoa; Arthropoda; Insecta; Coleoptera; Chrysomelidae. The record is from the annotation of a GenBank genome assembly.
AUGAUCAAUGAGUCAUGAAAGAUUGCAGUCUAGAUCUGGAUUUAGCAAGAGAUUUUCAGAAAUGCCUUGUGUAAAAUGCAAAUCUGAUUUCAAUUUAUUCAACUGGAAAAUUAAAUGUGGAGAAUGUGGAGACAAGUAUUGUAACAAAUGUUUGAAAAGAAAAGAAGGGGUAUUAUACUGUGAAAAAUGCAUGAUACUCCUUAAACGUCCUCCAGAUAGAACAAGGUUGAUGGAACUGAAAUCAAAAGAUUUACAAGAUUAUCUGAAUAAAAGACAUAUAUCAACAUAUGGGGUAGUAGAAAAACAAGAGUUGGUAGAUUUAUUUUGUGACAAACAUAUACCUGAGAAACCUAAACGAGGAGUUGAGAAAUUGACUGCCAAUUUUGCUGGUUCUGUUCCAAAUUUGAGACCAUUGAAUGAACUAUGGGAAAAUUUGGAAUCGGCCAUUUCCAGCGACAACCGGCCAACAAGACAAUCUCGAUCGCCUCCAGAACAACCAAGGCCUCCUCCCUCAAGACCGUAUACUCCUCCGAAUCAAGAGUCUCCCGGAAUUCCUACAUAUUCUGCCCACCCCUCACCAACUGCCUCUAAUGUCCAGGAAUCUCAAAACUUAGAUGUCAAGGAGGAAACUGCCAAUGAUAGUCCAUCUCCACGUAAAUAUCCAAAACUUCAAGACUUUGGUAGUGUCGAAGAACUGCAUAAUCUUUCCUCGAAGGACUUGAAGAUAUUAUUGACGCUAAACAGGGUCGAUUUCAAAGGAUGUGUGGAAAAAUCUGAAUUACUGGAGCGUGCAGAAAGACUGUGGGAAGAUAGCUGUGAACAAAACAAAGAAACUCCAGAAAACAUGCCAGUACAGGAAUUGUGUAAGUUGUGUAUGGAUGCUCCACUAGAUUGCGUACUGCUAGAAUGUGGCCAUAUUGCGACGUGUACAGACUGUGGUAAAAAAUUGGCUGAAUGUCCAAUUUGUCGACAAUAUGUAGUUCGUGUAGUGAGAAUUUUCAAAGCGUAA